AUGAUUUACAUGGCGAUAAUGGACACAUUUUAUCUAACAGGCGAGCAGAUUAAAAGCUCGCCUUCAAUGAAAGAUGGGAUAGACGAAGUUACAGAAACCACACUUAGAAUCUACGGCUGUGAUCUCAUCCAAGAAAGUGGGAUUUUACUCAAAUUACUCCAAGUUGUAAUGUCAACAGGACAAGUACUAUUUCAUCAUUUUUACUGCAAGAAAUUGUUUGCAUGUUUUAAUGUGAAGAGGGAUGCUGCUAGUUGUGUUUGGAUUGCAUCAAACAUCGAAGAAAUUCCUAAGAAAGCAAGUGAGGUACUUAAUGUUUUCCACAUAAUUGAAUGUAGGAGAGAAAACUUACCCUUAGAGCAUCUCGAUACAUCUGCCAAAAAAUAUGAUGAUUUGAAAGCAGAGCUAAUCAGGACAGAAAGGUAUAUUCUAAUAGAAUUGGCUUUCAUCUGCCAUGUCGAGCAUCCUCAUAAAUUUUUAUCAAUUUACCUUGCAACUCUUGAAUUAACACCCGAAACAGAAUUGAUACAAAGGGCAUGGAAUCUUGUUAGACCGGGAGAAAAUUUGGCAUCUGGGCCUCGCCACAAAGGAGCCCAACUUGUAUAA
Nicotiana tabacum (common tobacco) is the source of this 603-nucleotide messenger RNA. Lineage: Eukaryota; Viridiplantae; Streptophyta; Magnoliopsida; Solanales; Solanaceae. The record is from RefSeq and is a predicted model, not a curated record.